AACGAAACAAGCAACGAAACUUCAAAAGUUUCAAGUUUCAAUGGAUGUAUUUUCAAGUUUCAACAGUAUUCUUUUAUCUUAUGUUUCAACUUUUAAGUGCAUAUGGUUCUUAGGUUCUUAGAAAAUUAAUGGUAUAUAAUAGCCAGUACUCAGAACUUGUACCGUUAUCUUAGUGUUUAUUAUUUUGUAAGUUGAAACUGUUCAAAACAUGGAAGUUUGAUCUUGAAACUGAAAGACAAAAACUUUAUUUCGACCAGUAAGUGCAGUAUAGUCGUUGUAAUGCGUAACGAAACAUGUUUUUUUGGUCUCUGAUUACUUUUCUGUUUAAUAUCUUUGUGAUAGUUGUGUUACUUUUGAUUUUAUAUGGUUUAAUAGUGGGUGAAACGAUACAUAGACAAAUCACUGAAAUACAUGAACAAAACAUGGCCUCUUGCGUAGAAGAAGUGGCAGCAGACAAAGUUGAUAUACCAGAGAUAUAUAUAGACGAAUCCAUCCUCAAACCAAUAGUAUUGGAUUGUGUAACGGAUUGUAAAAAACCAUUGAUAUAUGAUAAAGUUUAUGAAAUCAACGGCACAAUCUUCCGUGAAGAUGGUCUGGAGGACAGUGACACACUGUCCCUGUUUGAAAUACAAACCACGGAUACUGGUGAUGGAGAAAUGGAGGUCACGAUUCAUGAUACUACAGAUAUCUAUUUACCGGUCUCCAUCCAGGAGACUCCAUAUGGACUGAUUAUAAAUUCCAAUAUGCUACUAACAGUAGCACAGUGGAACACUUUAGUAGAACAGGGUGAUACUCAUAAAUGUAUAGUCUGUGAUACUAAGAUCGGUGGUACUACAGAGCAUAUAGACUCGGAUAUACAUUUGAGGAAUUUGGAGAAGUAUCAACCGUUGAAGAAGUUUGAUUUGAAUAUCACAAGGCUGAUCAAAGACUUCUACCACUGUGGUGUAUGCAACGAAUGCUUCGGCAAAGACGCGGAAAACGAACACUUUGACAGCAAAACCCAUGAAGACAAAAUGCUUUUUGCGACAAACCGGGCAUCCGACGUCUUGUACGACUUUGACUUGCAUGUUGACAGAAACAGUGACCAAGGAAGCGCAGAUAACGGAAACAAAAAUAACGACUGUUACCAUUUCAAUAGGAAUAGAAUAUUGAGCUUAAGUGACACAAGCGGUUUCGACAGCGCUGAGGGAUUCUACGAUUACGAUUAUGACGAUAACGCUCCGUAUGUUUCCGAAUACGAGAACGAUAUUAACGAUAACGUUUUCAGCAGUAACGAUAUCGAUUUUAACGUUACUGAAAAUAACGAAUACAACGAACCGAAUUAUGUUUCGUAUGCGUCGAUUGCUAAGAAAGUUGCAGCUACACCGGAUUAUUUAUAUGUGACAAUUUUUGACAAAAGAAUGAAAAUGAAAUUCGACCACUGGCAUAUGAUCAGUAUGUUUAAAUCAAACCAGCUUUACUGUAUGGUGUGCAAGAAAUACUACCAAGUAACUGUCAAAGCGCAACACUGCGCCGAAAAAACGCAUCUGGAUAAACUGAAAUGCUAUAAGUUUGUAGAGGAGUACAAAAGUUACUUUAUACGGAAGAUCGAUUUAAAAUACUACCACUGUGGUAUAUGCAACAACAUUCAACUUGCAGAUGAAAUAAAAUCGCAUAUAGAAGCGAAACACAAAAAGAAAGUCAUACCGGCCCUACUUUCCGAAGUUGUUCCUAAAAGAAAUAAAAAUAACGAUAACAGUGCAAAGAAUAGAAAUACGGGUAACGAAAAAACCACAACGUUACCGUUAUUUAAGGAACCGCAAAUUAUUAAAAAUACCGAUAAGACACCACAAGUAAAGAACACGAGUAACGUUAUCCAAACUGUUAUGAAUACUAGAAAUGAAAGUAACGAAAAUCUACCAACCAGAAAUACCGUUACCGAGAACCAAGCCGUUACCUCGAUAACGAGUACAAAUAACGUUAUAAAUGAAAAUAACGACAUAAAAACCGUUACGGCAACGAAUAACGAUAGCGAACGUGAAAUAAAUAACGAAUCGCCGAAUAUUCAUAACGAUGUCAUAUUGAAUCAAAAUGGUUUUAGAAUCCGCGUGUCAUUCAUGUCAUAUAAUUUUGUUACCAAAACAGCAAAUGAAUAUCACUGUCAUAUAUGUAAUGUGACAGCUAAUGAGACGGAUGUGUCAAAUCAUAUGAAACAUCAAGAUCACAUCGGCAUGCUGAGAAAUGUAACAUUUCAAGACAAUUACGGCAUACAUUUGAUUAGAAUGAUUGGAUUCCAAGAUCAUUGUACUGUAUGCAAUGCGCUAUUUAAUAUGGAGCAUACAAAGUUGCAUUUAUUUGAUAGCAAUCAUAUAAAAAAGCUAACCAAAGCGUUGGCAACUCAGAACUACCAAAAUAAGCCAUACUGUGACUUAUUCAAUCAGCCCAAAAAUAAUUUAAAUCAAACUGCAAUUCGUCAACUUACAAUGCCUCGACCCGCAACGCAUCAAACCUCAAUGCAUCAACCCGCAACGCAUCAACCCGCAACGCAUCAACCCGCAACGCAUCAACCCGCAAUGCAUCAACCCGCAAUCCAUCAACCUGCAAUACAUCAAUCCGCAAUGCAUCAACCCGCAAUGCAUCAACCUGCAAUGAGUAUGAAUCAAUCGCUAUUGGGUUUGAAUCAACCACCUGUAACACCCCCAUUAAUGGGCAUGCAGCAAUGGCCAAUGAAUCAGCCAAGAAUUGGUAUGAAUCAGCCAAUAUUUCCACCAACACUAGGCCUGGCCCGAUGGCCAAUACCUUUGCCAACAUUUGGCAUGCAUGUGGGUCCAUCUGGAGUAGAUUUGAACCAACGAGCAACAAGUCAGAUUAAAAUACAUACGAACCAACUAAUAACCAAUAUGAAUCAACGAAAAACCAAUCAGACUAAAUUGGAUAUGAAUCAGACUAAAAUAAAUCAACACACAACUAGCAUCCCUAAUUUAGACACGAAUCAAUCCAAAACAGAUAUGAAUCAAAAUACAACUAUUCAGUUUAACAGUAAAGACAUUGAAACUGAACUUAAAACAGAUACGAAUCAAUCAAAAAAAAUUGAAAGUCAACGUGCAACGAAUCAAUACAAAUCAGAAGACGAAACUGAAUCUAAAACAGAUACGAAUCAAUCUAAAAAAAUUGAAAAUCAACGUGCAACGAAUCAAUACAAAUCAGAAGACGAAACUGAAUCUAAAACAGAUACGAAUCAAUCUAAAAAAAUUGAAAGUCAACGUGCAAGGAAUCAAUACAAAUUAGAAGACAAUAAGAGAACAGAAUUACAAAUUGAUUCAAUACAAGACAUGAUCGAUUUGAAUGAAUCAUUAGAAGAUGUUGAAGAUGAUUUCGAAUAUUUCAAUGAAAGAUUUGUAUAUUUGAAAUUCAAAAACACUUAUGUUCAAGUCGCAUUGGCAUCUUACAAUAGUUUGAUCAAAAUUGGCGAUGGGACGACAUACUGCUUUGUAUGCUCUGUGCGUGUCUAUGGUUCAAUGAAAAAACACAUUGAAAGCAAGAACCAUGCGAAAUGUAUGGAUGGAUGCAAGUUUGUUGCCAAAUAUGAUAGACAUCUUUUACGGCAGAUGUUCCUGAAUUAUCACUGUAGUGUUUGCAAUAUAAUAUUUACAAGGAAAGACAUUAACAAGCAUAUAACAUGGCCGCUGCAUUUACAAGACAACAAGACUGACAAGAAAGCAAGAAAGAGGGACCUUAAAUCGGGCAGACAACUAUUGAACAUAAGUUUUCAAAACGAAAACAUAUACCUGAAUGAGAAGGAGUCAGAAAUAAAGAUAUUAGUCAUAAUAGAGAUCAGCGCAAGCUGUCAAAGCGAGGAAAUUUUACAGAAAAAAAAUAAAAUUAUUAUUUUUGGUGGAAAAGUUUUGAGGAUCUCGUGGGAUGCUUAUCACGGAUUCUGUAAAAAUAAGAGUGGACACAGAUGCGUUCUGUGUCAACGUGAUGUACGCAGCUAUGAGUUUACUGCACACAUUGCAGGGGCUUAUCACAAGGGACUACUCGAUGCGUUCGAGACCUCUUACUUGCCGGACCUCAUCAGGAAGAUUGAUGAAUCAACACUAAACUGCGUAAUUUGCAACGUGGAAGUGCCAAAUAAAGAACAUGUGGUAGCUGACCAUGUCUGUGCAAAGAAACACAAGAAAAACUACUCUGCUAUAUUGCUGGACAGCUGUACUGUGGGCAGUUACGCUGAUUGCAAUGAGGAUGUUUUGAAUCUUAGUUCUUAAUUUAAAAAAAAAAAACAUUUAAAAAAAAACUU
Maniola jurtina (meadow brown) is the source of this 4276-nucleotide messenger RNA. RefSeq lists its product as uncharacterized. Gene Ontology annotation, molecular function: nucleic acid binding; zinc ion binding. The record is from RefSeq and is a predicted model, not a curated record. Lineage: Eukaryota; Metazoa; Arthropoda; Insecta; Lepidoptera; Nymphalidae. Bases 294 to 4244 code for a protein of 1316 amino acids. The transcript has 12 exons.